Molecule: messenger RNA, 445 nt
Organism: Melitaea cinxia (Glanville fritillary)
Lineage: Eukaryota; Metazoa; Arthropoda; Insecta; Lepidoptera; Nymphalidae
Exons: 3
Coding region: 53-424 (123 amino acids)
Source: RefSeq, a predicted model, not a curated record
AUUUUCAAGUGAAAGGUGCGUGUGGUAGAGAAAACUCAAAAUAUCCUUUAUAAUGAAAACAUACAUUAGUCUUUGCAUACUUUACCUAAGUUUCACUUUGUCUGCUCGAGCAUUUUUCUUCUUUGGAGAAAAUCGGGAACCCUACCUAUUUUGCAUAAAGGUCUGUCCAUUGUACUGCACGCCGAGGAGACAUGAUUUAGACGAAUCAUCUUUAAUUUAUGUUGAUGAACCUCCGCCUUUCAUUCCUGAUGAUUGGUAUCACCACCAUGAGGUACCAUAUCAUUUCGACCCAUAUUACUUCUGUAAGCCACCGAAACCUACCACCACAACAACAACACCUGCCCCUACUACGACGACUACAGAAGAACCCUCGGGGAUAUGUAUAUUUUGUAUGAAGAAAUGCACAAAGUAUCCUAAGUCAUAAAAUAAAUAUUACGAAAGCUAA